Messenger RNA from Candidozyma auris, 1071 nucleotides. RefSeq names its product alpha/beta hydrolase. The transcript has a single exon. The record is from RefSeq and is a predicted model, not a curated record. Lineage: Eukaryota; Fungi; Ascomycota; Pichiomycetes; Serinales; Metschnikowiaceae. The coding region runs from base 1 to 1071 and encodes 356 amino acids.
AUGAUCCCAGAAUCGUCUGAAGCUUACUCUUUUGGUACGGAAACUUGCCAGGCAUCGUUUCCCAGAACCUAUCGUUCUGUUAAGGAAGGCAACCGCAAGGAUGUGCUCAAAAUUUGCUACCGAAAGUACAUUGCGAACAAGCCGAACCGAGGCCUGCUUCCGUCUUACAAUCUUGUUUUCUUACACGGAACAGGUAUGAACAAGGGAAUGUGGCACUCGCUAAUUGACCAGAUUUACGUCAAAUCUGCGGAUUCCGGUCUUCAUAUCAAUACUUGUGUGGCUGUUGACGCCGUCAACCACGGUGAGUCUGCAGCAGUCAAUGAAAACUACUUAGGUGAUGCCUAUGACUGGAGAGACGGGGCUUACGACAUAAUGAAGGUAGUUGAGGCUGAACGUGAUACUUUUAUGGACUUAUCACGGAAGAAUAUCAUCAUUGGCCACUCCAUGGGAGGCAUGAUAGCCAUGUACACCUCGUAUUUGCAGCCACAGCUUUUCGAUGCUUGCGUUACAAUUAACCCUGUGGCAUACAGAAGCGAAGGUGUUACCAUGAUUAGGGAUGUCUUGGCGCCAAAAGGGUACAUGGAAACACAAUUUGAUGUCCCGGAGGGUGAAAGCUGGGAGAAGGUGGUAUUCUCGUAUAUGAGAUCGCAGUCAUUUUUCAAGAGAUUUGACGACAAGGUCUUAAAAAAUUUGAUUGAUGACGAAGUGCCUAGUGACCUCUAUGGAAAAGAGGUCAGCAAGGUAUCCUUAAGAACCAGCAAAGAAAAUACGUUGGCGACAUACCUCGGUUCUGAUCAGGCAUUGCCCCCAAUGUCUGCUGUAUUGCCGUACAUAGGGAUUCCCGUCAUAAGAUUUUUGUCAGAAAAGGACACUGCCUCUGAUGACGACAAAGAAAGAUUGGAGCAUGACGUUGGAGACAAGCUAGAAACCGUACAUUUUCCUGGAAAGAGGCACAUUUUGAACGGCGAGGACCCCGAGCUAACCGUGAAGCACUUGCUUGAGGUUCUUCUUAGGCGGUCAACGGCUCCACCCACCGAAUUUCCUUUCAUUAGCAUUUUUCCGAAGUUGUAA